Achroia grisella is the source of this 1891-nucleotide messenger RNA. RefSeq names its product major facilitator superfamily domain-containing protein 10 (gene rtet). Gene Ontology annotation, molecular function: transmembrane transporter activity. The coding region runs from base 255 to 1694 and encodes 479 amino acids. The record is from RefSeq and is a predicted model, not a curated record. Gene Ontology annotation, cellular component: brush border membrane. Gene Ontology annotation, biological process: transmembrane transport. The transcript is spliced from 8 exons. Lineage: Eukaryota; Metazoa; Arthropoda; Insecta; Lepidoptera; Pyralidae.
GUCAGUUGGUGGUCCUUUUUAUAUUUGUCUAAUAGUUUAUUUAUACUGUCGGUCUUUGUAGCGUUUAUCUAUCUGUGAUUUAUUUUAUAAAUAUAUACUACGUCUUGUUUAGUUUUUAAAAUGUUUUAAACCUUUUAAUAAGAAAUAUUCUCUUUGAGGUAUUUUAUUCUACAAUCGCUUUUUCAUUCAAUGGAUUGCGUGAACUUUCUUUUAAACUUUUCACUAAAGUAGUUUAUUAUAGUUAACUUAUAAUAAUGAAUCAACAAGAAAAUGGUGUCGUUAAAAAGAGAAAGGAUAACACGUUACAAGAGCUUGAAGAAGAACAAAUGAUAAAGGAAUCAGAUGUUAAAUGUUCUAAAGCAACUUUUAGUCCAAGAACCAUUACUUUGAUUUUUGUUUCAUUACUAUUGGAUUUAUUGGCUUUCACUAUGAUCCUUCCACUCUUACCGUCUCUAUUAGAUUAUUACAAUAAAGAAGAAGGCAAGGGAAACAGUUUAUAUGCAAGCUUGCUUCAAGCUAUCCAGACAUUUCAGAAAUUUACUGGAGCACCAGAUCGGUUUUCAUCAGUACUUUUUGGUGGAGUUCUAGGCUCUAUGUAUAGUUUUCUUCAAUUUCUAACAAGUCCAAUAGUCGGAAGUCUUUCUGAUGCAUAUGGUAGGAAGCCUAUGCUCAUAAUCUGUUUGACAGGCAUAGCAUUGUCUCAUGCCCUGUGGGGCUGUGCAAGAACUUUUAGUGUAUUUGUAAUGGCACGAUUCAUUGGUGGGUUGAGCAAAGCCAAUGUAAGUCUUAGUAUGGCCAUCGUUACAGAUGCCUCUAAUGAGAAAACGAGAGCUAGAGGAAUGGCAUUAAUAGGUUUAGCAUUCUCUGUUGGGUUCAUAGUUGGACCUCUAGCUGGCGCUUGGUUCGCAGCUACCCACAACCUAACGGCGGGUGCGUGGGGCGAGCGACCUGCUUUCUACGCACUGUUACUCUCACUCACUAAUGUAGCACUUGUUGUGUUCUUUAUGCCAGAGACAUUACCUAAGGAAAAAAGAUCACCGUUACUAUUUACACUGUCUAAAACACUGGACUUCGUAUCACCAUGGCAUCUAUUGAAAUUCAGUGCUGUGAAAAAUUUAUCAGAACAUCAAAAUAAAGUUCUUACAAAAGUGGGACUGAUAUAUUUUCUAUAUUUAUUUAUAUACUCCGGUCUCGAAUUUACUCUAACAUUCCUCACUCAUCAUACAUUCCAGUAUACAGCCAUGCAACAAGGAAAAAUGUUUUUAGUUAUAGGAGCGAUAAUGGCGGUGCUGCAGGGCGGCGCGGCUCGUCGUCUGGGGGCUGCGGGCGCGGAGCGUGCGGCCCGCGCGGCGCUGGCGCUGACGCCGCUGUCGUUCCUGAGCGUGGCCGCCGCUGCGGCUCCCCGUGUCACCCCACUAUCGCCUGCCGGCUGGCUCUGGCUGGGUCUGGUGCUCUUCGCCGUUUCGACCGCGUUCGCGGUGUCGUGCCUGUCGUCGGUGGCGGCGGGGCAGGCGCCGGCGGCGGCCCGCGGGGCUGCGCUGGGCGCCCUGCGCUCACUCGGGGCCCUCGCGCGAGCCGCCGGUCCGCUGCUCGCUGCCUCCGUAUACUGGAUUUCGGGUGCUACUACAACUUACACAAUAGGGGCCGUAAUUCUGAUUAUUCCAGCUGUGAUGAUGUAUAGACUGAAGAUAUGAGUUGUGAACAUGUUGAAAACUUUAUCCUGCCUCCAUGAACAAGCAAUAAUAGAUAGAGAAUUUUAUACAUGUAUUAAAUACUGUUGUACUAUGAGUAAGGUUUAAAUGUAAUUUAAUUUAUUUAUUGUAAUAUUGCCAGAUUUUAUAUUAAUUUAUUGAUAUUUUGUACUUAUUUAAAUUCAGAAGAUUUAUCUCGA